This is a messenger RNA of Pseudonaja textilis, 1178 nucleotides long. RefSeq names its product coenzyme Q7, hydroxylase (gene COQ7). Gene Ontology annotation, cellular component: nucleus; mitochondrial inner membrane. Gene Ontology annotation, biological process: ubiquinone biosynthetic process; determination of adult lifespan; regulation of reactive oxygen species metabolic process. Gene Ontology annotation, molecular function: 3-demethoxyubiquinol 3-hydroxylase activity. NCBI's taxonomy places the organism in Eukaryota, Metazoa, Chordata, Lepidosauria, Squamata, Elapidae. The record is from RefSeq and is a predicted model, not a curated record.
ACAACAGGGCUGUGGUUGCAGGAUCUUCGUUACGUCAUCAAUCUACGCCAGGCAGCAUGGCGAAGGCCGCAGCGGGCAGUGGCCUUCUGCUGAUCCGUGAGCAGUACCUGCUCGGCGCCCUCAGGGAAGGUGCAAAAGGGAGAUGGGGCUUGCAAUUCCUACGCUCCCCUUACAGAUUUUGUAGUACAGGAAUAAUUUUGGAUGACAUCAACAAGCCGGUUAUUGACCGAAUAAUCAGAGUGGAUCACGCAGGCGAAUAUGGAGCAAAUCGCAUUUACGCAGGUCAGAUGGCUGUCUUAGGCAGAAGUUCAGUAGGACCAGUCAUUCGCCAAAUGUGGGAACAAGAAAAGGACCAUUUGAAAAAAAUGAAGGACUUGGUGGUUUUGUACAGAGUCCGUCCAACCAUUUUGUUACCUCUGUGGGAUGUUGCAGGUUAUAUGUUAGGUGCUGGCACAGCUUUGCUUGGGAAAAAGGCAGCCAUGGCCUGCACAGUGGCUGUGGAAGAAAGCAUCGCUAGCCAUUACAACAACCAGAUCAGGGUCCUCGUAGAAGAAGACCCUGAGAAAUACAAGGAGUUAUUACAGAUCAUCAAGAAAUUUCGCGAUGAAGAAAUGCAGCAUCACGACACUGGACUUGACUACGAUGCUGAACUGACUCCGGGAUAUUCCAUUUUGAAGAAUGCUAUACAAGUUGGUUGUAAAGCAGCAAUAUUUUUAUCAGAAAGAAUCUAGAUUUGGCAGUGGUAGAUUUAUCGUAAAUUAAGAGAUGUUCAAGUAGAACAAAACCUUAUACCUUAUUGGAAAGUCUACAUAGAUGGGAAUUCUUUUGUUUUCUUCAUUGUUCCUGUCAGUUGGGGAAAAACGAUGGUUACCAUUUCGACUGUCUGAAAUUGUUGGAAACUUGCUGGAUAGGUUACACAACUGUUUUUCAUAUGCUUUCCACCUGAAAAUGACCGUGUUUUGCUGCCAUUUUUGGGGGGCCAAUUGCAACAUCUUUUUUCAACGAAAGGGAUUCCAUAUAGAAUAGCCAUUUUGCCUUCCUUCCCAAGAUACAUUAACUUAUUAUUAAAGUUUGUACUGAAAAGCAAGUUCACACUGCUUAAAAACCAAUUGUGUUUUCUAAUGGAAGAUUCAGGAGUAGAUGCUUGUGGAAAUAAAUGGUGCUUCAUUCCAAAGCUU